UGCCAGAAUGGAUGUACAGUCGCUCCCAUAUGCUCCCGGUCACAUGUGAAGCUUCACAUGCUGUCAUCGACCAGGCGUGAGUCCUCACACCGAGCAGGACACACGUGAGCCGGCUCCGCGGUGUGAAUCAGCCCGUCAGCUUGUGGGUGAAUGUUGUGCAGCAGCUGGAUGCUGCUCGGCUAGCACUUUACCACGUUACUGACAUCAUUUUUUAAGGUAUACAUAUUUUUUUUACUAUGAAGUCGUAUUUGAAAGCGAUGAAAAUAUCCCAGCUUUAGGCGUCGGACGCUUGUUGCCCCCUGAGUGAGGAUGAGGAGCCGCAGUAACUCUGGAGUGCGGCUGGACGGAUACGCCAGGCUGGUCCAGGAGACGAUCCUCUGCCAUCAGAACCCAGUGACAGGACUUCUCCCUGCUAGUGUACAGAAGAAAGAUGCCUGGGUGAGAGACAAUGUGUACAGCGUCCUGGCUGUGUGGGGGCUGGGUAUGGCCUACCGCAAGAACGCAGACCGUGACGAAGACAAGGCCAAAGCCUACGAACUGGAACAGAGUGUGGUAAAAUUGAUGCAGGGGCUUCUGCACUGCAUGAUGAGACAGGUGGACAAGGUGGAGAAGUUCAAGAGGACCCAGAGUACAAAGGAUUGCCUGCAUGCCAAAUAUGAUACCGCCACCUGCGCCACUGUGGUCAGGGAUGACGAGUGGGGCCAUCUUCAGGUGGACGCCACUUCCAUUUACCUGUUGAUGCUCGCACAGAUGACAGCCUCAGGCCUGCAUAUCAUCUCCAACCUUGAUGAGGUAGCCUUCAUCCAAAACUUGGUCUUCUACAUAGAGGCAGCCUACAAAGUCGCGGAUUACGGCAUGUGGGAGCGAGGUGACAAAACCAACCAGGGCAUCCCCGAGCUCAACGGCAGCUCUGUAGGAAUGGCAAAGGCAGCUUUGGAGGCCAUAGAUGAGCUGGAUCUGUUUGGUGCUCACGGAGGGCCAAAGUCAGUCAUCCACGUUUUACCUGAUGAAGUGGAACACUGUCAGGCUAUUCUGUGUUCAAUGCUGCCCAGGGCCUCAACUUCAAAGGAGAUAGAUGCUGGUCUUCUGUCUGUCAUUUCCUUUCCUGCUUUUGCUGUGGAGGAUGCAGACCUGGUGGCCAUCACUAAAUCAGAAAUUAUAAGCAAAUUGCAGGGUCGCUACGGUUGCUGCCGCUUCAUUAGGGAUGGAUAUCACUGUCCUAAAGAGGACCCGACUCGACUGCACUAUGAUCCUGCGGAGCUCAAACUGUUUGAGAACAUCGAAUGCGAGUGGCCUGUGUUCUGGACGUAUCUUAUUGUAGACGGCUUAUUUACUGGAGAUCCAGUGCAGGUCCAGGAGUACCAGGAGGCACUGGAAGGAGUUUUGAUCAGAGGGAAGAGCGGCAUCAAAAUGGUUCCUGAACUUUAUGCUGUGCCGCUUGACAAGGUGGAGGAGGAGAUCAGCAAUCCUCACUCAGUGGACAGACUGGCCAUGGGGCAGCUGCCUCACAUGUGGGGACAGUCACUCUACAUCUUGGGCAGCCUUCUAGCUGAGGGAUUUUUAGCCCCAGGAGAAAUAGAUCCUCUAAACAGGAGAUUCUCUACAAAUUUCAAGCCUGACGUUGUGGUACAAGUUUGUGUGCUUGCAGAAUCAGUGGAGAUCCAGGAGUUGCUGAGAGAUCAUGGGAUUGAGGUACAGACAAUGUCAGAAGUUCUGCCUAUCAAGGUCAUGCCUGCUCGGAUCCUGAGCCACAUCUAUGUCAGGCUGGGAAACUGCAAGAAGCUGAAUUUGAGUGGAAGACCUUACAGACACAUUGGAGUCUUGGGAACAUCCAAAUUCUACGAGAUCAGAAAUGGCUCUUAUAUAUUCACCCCCCAGUUUUUGGAUCAGCACCAUUUCUAUCUGGCCCUGGACAACCAGAUGAUUGUGGAGAUGUUACGAACCGAGCUGGCCUAUCUUUCCUCUUGCUGGAGAAUGACGGGAAGGCCCACGUUGACCCUUCCCAUCACACGCAGCAUGCUGGUUGAAGAUGGAGAUACCGUGGAUUCGUGUAUCUUAGCAACACUCAGGAAGUUACAAAAUGGCUAUUUUGCUGGAGCGAGGGUGCAGAUGUCAGACCUCUCUAGUGUCCAAACCACUUCAUUUCACACCCGCCUCACCUUCCUGGAUGAAGAGGAUGACGAAAGCUUAUUUGAAGAUGAGGAAGAGGAGCUCAAUGAUGAAUAUGGAGAGGAUUAUAACACUUAUCUGACCUCAGAUAAGGGCUCAAAGGACAUGUUCGACCAGUACCUCAGGCAGCUCCACCACUGCACCACCACCAAGUCCCAUCUUCCUCCCAUCCAGAGGGGGCAGCACCACGUCUUCAGUGCCGAACACACCACAAGAGACAUCCUGUCAUUUAUGGCCCAGAUCCAGGGCCUGAACAUACCCAAGUCUUCCAUGUAUCUACCCAUCACUCCAGUCCUGAACAAGCACCGCAGAUCUCUCAAUCUUCUUGAAGUUCCUCAUCCACAUUCUGGCCCGCCAGCAAAGCCGAUCAAGCACCCCAGUGUUGCUGACCUGCACCUGCCUCGAGACUCUCAGGGCAACACAGACAUUGCAGCGUUGGUGAGGCAGCUGAAAGAGUGUCCCACUCUGCAGGACCAGGCGGACAUCCUCUACAUUCUCUACGUCAUGAAAGGAGCUGAUUGGGUGGUGGAGUUAUCAGGCCCUGGUCAGGGUGGGGUUAGUGUGAGUUCAUUGUUAGAGGAGCUAUAUGUACAAGCCGGAGCAUGCAAGGAGUGGGGGCUUAUCAGAUACAUCUCAGGAAUACUGCGAAAGAGAGUGGAGGUUCUCGCCGAGGCCUGCACAGAUUUGAUUUCCCAUCACAAGCAGCUGACUGUCGGUUUGCCUCCUGAACCGAGGGAAAGAGUGAUCGCAGUUCCACUUCCUCCUGAAGAGUUGAGCACUCUGAUAUUCGAGGCCAGUGGUCAGGACAUCAGCAUAGCUGUUCUCACUCAGGAAAUCAUGGUCUAUCUAGCCAUGUACGUGCGCUCCCAGCCUGCUCUAUUCGGGGACAUGCUCCGACUCAGGAUCGGCCUCAUCAUGCAAGUCAUGGCCACCGAGCUGGCCCGCAGCCUACACUGUUCUGGGGAAGAGGCGUCGGAGAGUUUGAUGAACCUGAGUCCGUUCGAUAUGAAGAACCUGCUGCAUCACAUCCUCAGUGGAAAAGAGUUUGGAGUUGAAAGAAGCAUGCGUCCAAUCCAGUCCACAGCCACUAGUCCUGCGAUAUCCAUCCAUGAAAUAGGCCACACAGGAGCCACCAAGACUGAACGCACAGGAAUACACAAGUUAAAGAGUGAGAUAAAACAGCUGGAUGACUCUCGGCCUGUCAGUAUCAUCAGUGGCAGUCAUUCCUUGAGUAGCAAUGUGACUUCUCCUCGCUCCACGCGUUGCAGCAGCCCCUCCACCCCUAGUGGAAUCCUGUCUCCACUGGGUCAGAGUUCAGGCUGUGGGCAGCUACACUGGGAGGAGAGGCAAGGCCAGUGGCUGAGGAGACGCAGGCUAGACGGAGCUAUCAACAGAGUCCCAAUGGGAUUCUACCAGAAGGUCUGGAAGAUCUUACAGAAGUGCCAUGGCCUCUCCAUUGAUGGAUAUGUUUUGCCGUCUUCUACCACAAGAGAGAUGACGGCUGGAGAGAUCAAGUUUGCGGUUCAGGUGGAGUCUGUCUUGAACCACGUCCCUCAACCCGAGUACCGGCAGCUGCUAGUGGAGACUGUGAUGGUCCUAGGCCUGGUGGCGGAUGUAGACGUGGACAACAUUGGUGGCAUUAUCCACGUGAAUCACAUUUUGCAUUUGGCCAACGACCUUUUCCUCAAUGACCAGAAAUCUCACAGUGCCGGCGAUUAUUUCCUGGAGAAGGACCCAGCGACUGGAAUUUGCAACUUUUUCUAUGACAGCGCCCCAAGUGGCAGCUAUGGCACCAUGACUUAUCUUUCCAAGGCGGUAAUCACAUAUGUCCAAGAUUUCCUGCCAAGUUCCAGCUGUCUAAUGCAAUAAAGAAGCAGACCUGUCAGUCGGGCCAUUACUGAUGGUUACUAAAGACUUGUAGAAGCAUGACUUGUAAAGUAAAGAUCAACUGGCCAAAAGCAAGCAAGGCUUCUCAUUAUUAGCUCAUGUGGCACUUUGAAGUAUCGACUCUUUACUUAGCUGUAGCUCUCAUUAAUCAUGUAACAUCACAGCCUUGGCAGCUGAUGCAAGUCACUUUAACCAAAUACAUUUUGUCCUAUGAGUCUGUUCUGUGAGUCAAGCUAUUCAAGUGCAUGUAUUGGACUUAAAUUGUGUUUAACAAAAUUGAAAUUGAAAUUGUCUAUGAUAUAAACGCAUCUUUGUGCUCUUGGGAAGUGUUCUAGUGAAACUGGACACCACCAGAAGUUAAUAACACUGGAUAAUUUUGAUCAGUUUUCUAUAAUACUGCAUCUGCCCUUAUUACAUAAACAAUACAUAAAAGGAAAUUAAAUUAAUUGGAAUUAAAUUAAUUUUGAGAUAUAUGGCUUAUAGUUUAUGACAAAAAUGUAUUUAAUGUAAUAUGUAAUUACACUGAGUGCAUCAGUUAUUAGUUUGAUAAUUUAUUCACACGUUACUCAUUCUUUCAGUGAAAUAACUUAUUUUCAGCUGUUUUAUUUUUGUUUGUACUUGGAAAAAUUAUGUAUUUUUUUUCCUCAUGUAAAGACUAACCUAAAGAUGAGAAAGUAAUAAAAUAUUAAUCCUGAAAAUGAUUAAUACCCUCAGAUAACCUUUGUGCAACAAAUGACUGUUUAUAUCAACUACUGAAGAAAAAAUGUCUAUGACCUGCCAAGUUAAUCAUCUUGUACUGUAAUUAAUCCAUGAAGUAGACUCCUUGUUUACUUUGAAUGCCAAUACCUGUGUCGUGAU
Cololabis saira (Pacific saury) is the source of this 4914-nucleotide messenger RNA. It is a transcript of the gene phka2, whose product is annotated as phosphorylase kinase, alpha 2 (liver). Gene Ontology annotation, biological process: glycogen metabolic process. Lineage: Eukaryota; Metazoa; Chordata; Actinopteri; Beloniformes; Belonidae. The transcript is spliced from 32 exons. Gene Ontology annotation, cellular component: phosphorylase kinase complex. The record is from RefSeq and is a predicted model, not a curated record. Gene Ontology annotation, molecular function: calmodulin binding. The coding region runs from base 310 to 4038 and encodes 1242 amino acids.